Messenger RNA from Chinchilla lanigera (long-tailed chinchilla), 2848 nucleotides. It is a transcript of the gene Borcs6, whose product is annotated as BLOC-1 related complex subunit 6. Gene Ontology annotation, cellular component: BORC complex. The transcript has a single exon. NCBI's taxonomy places the organism in Eukaryota, Metazoa, Chordata, Mammalia, Rodentia, Chinchillidae. Gene Ontology annotation, biological process: lysosome localization. The record is from RefSeq and is a predicted model, not a curated record. The coding region runs from base 1079 to 2143 and encodes 354 amino acids.
CACAUUCGUUCUUAGCCAAAGAACAUUAGUGAACUGUUUUUAUUAAACACCAGUCUCAAGACCUUGGCUAUAUUUUCCCUGGUGUCUGCUGCACUCCUGCACUUCGGAAGAACUCUCUGUUCUCUAACAGGAGCUCCAACGCCCAGGCUCCCUGCCUGAUGUGGCCCCUGCCUGCUUCUUCAGCCUCGCAGUCUUCCCCGCUGCGCAUCUUGCGUUAGCCGCAGUAUCUCCACCUACCCCGCACCCUACCCUCGCCAACGCCCACACCCCCGCCCCGACCUUGUGUCUGAAGUUCAGGGCAAGUCGGCCAGGACGGGGCCGCCCUUCGCGGUUCCUCUCAGUUAAAUGUCCUCGCAUGGAAGAGGCCUUUCCUCACCCCUCCUCUGCGGAGUACCUUCCCUGGUAUGUCAGCCUCAACCCUUUAUUUCCUAUAAAGUGCUUAUCAAAAUCUGUGAUCUUCGCCUUUGUUUUACCUUGUAGCAUGACUAAAAACCCCGGAAAGUCCAUUGACCCCGCUGCGCUGCCCACAGCGCAGCGCUCUGCGCGACUCACUGGCUAGGUCUGUCUUCCCAGGGUGACGGAACCGACCGCUCAGGCUCUGCCGCAAAUUCUGGUUUUAACCUUCUUGGUCAACUAGGUGCGGUUCCACCCCGAGGGUCCAAGCAGGAAGCACUAUUUUCCAAGACUCUCUAGGAAUCCCGAGUCUGUGAGCAAUAAUUGUGGGCGGUGCAACUAUGGGCACCUGGAAGGAUCCUGGCUCCGCCCCCGCGGGAGUCCGGUAUUUCAAGACCUUCGUCUUUAAAAUCUGCCCCUUCAACUUUCUGACAGGGCGGGGCGACGAGCGCAGCUGUCCCCUGCAUCCUUCAACCCGGUUGGUGCUCACGUGUGUAGGGCUGUUCAAUAACAGGUCUUCUUCCGGAACUUCCCGGUCGCCGCGGCCAAUCAAAGUGUUCUUCCUGUCCUUAUCCUUGUCAGGCUGCUGCCAAUCGGCGCGCCUCUACCAACGCCCCUUAAAGGCGCCGCCACCGCCUCCCGAGCCGCGGCGGACCAAUUCCUCGGUUCCGGCCCCCGCCGCAGUAUGGAGUCGUCUCGGGGGCGGCCGGGGCCAGAGGCGGGCCUUCUGGCCGUAGCGGAACAGGAGGCCUCGAUUUUCCGCGGCGGGCCAGACCGAACGCCCCCUAGGCCGCCUUCGGGCUUGAUGGUGUCCGGGGAGGAAGAGGCGGAGGACGCUGGGGGCGCCAGCCGCCACCUCAGGGCGUCCUCGAAGGCUUCGAGCGCUGGCAUCGUCCGCCGGCCCGAACGCGAGGCGGGGGAGGUCGCGUCCGGCCGCGGAACGACGCCGUCUGGACCCGGGAGCCGCCGCGGAGCGCCAGGUCGCGAGCACGACCCGCCCUCGCCCUCCCGGGACAGGGACCCCGAGCUGCCCGAAGAGAAGCCCGCUUCCGAGAGGCUCUGCCGUCGGGGGAGCCCGCGAGGCGGCGAGAUGGAUGCCGAGCAGCUACAGAGGGGAGAGCAAGACAGCGGCGAGGAGGCGGAGGCGGAGGGCAGGGCUGGCCGCUCGUUCUGCAGCCGCCUUCAGGACAGCCGCAGCCUGGACGGACUGAGCGGGGCGUGCGGCGGCGCGGGGGCCGAGUCCGGCGCGGGCGGCGGACGCCGCGCCACCAUCUCCAGCCCUUUGGAGCUGGAGGGCACAGUGAGCCGCCACGGCGACCUCACCCACUUCGUCGCCAACAACCUGCAACUCAAGAUCCGCCUGAGCGCCGCCCCGCCGCCCCUCCCGCCUGCCCCUGCGCGGCCCUGCCUGACGCCCGCGCCCACUCCCACCAUCCCGCCCAUAGACGCUGACGUGCUGCGGGACCUGGAGCGGCUGAGUCGGGAGCUGGGCGGCCGGGUGGAUCGCCUGCUUCGCGGGCUGGGUGGCGCGGUGCAGGAGCUGACGGCGCUGAGCGUGGGCUGCAUCCAGACCUACCGAGACGCCGUGGACUCCUUAGGCGAGGCCGUGGACAUGAGUAUCAAGGGCAUGUACACCCUGCUGGCGCGCUGCGAGGAGCUGGAGCGGGCUCUGCAACCGGUUCAGGGGCUGGCUCGUCAAGUCCGAGAUAUCCGACGCACGCUGGAGGUGUUAGAGGCACUGUGCAAAUAAGCUGGAGAGCGCAGAGGCCGGGACUGGCCAGGGCAGGGCCCCGCAGGACCUUAAAGACUCUUCUAGGAGGCCUGGUGGGAGCCGCCUGCCUGAGAGGAGGCCUCUGUGCUGGAGGAUUUCCCGCUGCGUCUAGCUGGCCCGUGCCCGCCCACUGGGCCUUAGGGAGGCUAUAGGGGGAAGGUCUGACAGUUCUCCGGAUGGGAGGGAUGUUGCCCUGCUUCUACUCUGUUGGCCUUCUGUAGCUACCCUGUUCUUACCAGCUCCCCCUCCUAGCUAGAGCACCAUCCCUAGGAAGCCAGGGCCUGAGGUCUCAGCUUGAGGGUGGAGACCUGACUCCACAUGAGAUCAAGACAAGGAAACGGAGAGUGCUGUAGCCCCAGUGUGGCCAUCCUGGUUCCGGUGGCCACGUCUCAGGUCCCAGGGGCUUUGGGAGCUUGAGUGUAGGCGACGACGCACAGCUGCAGAUGGAUGACCUCCACUCCUACCCUCUGGUCUCCUACAGUAUCACUUCGCCAGCCAGAACUGGGGUGGAGCCAAGAGGAACGCACUGCAUGGCGGAGGGGGUGAGGUGGGAGGUUUCUUGCUGCUCAGGGUUCAGGUAGAAUUGUUGCUGGUCUUGAAACCCACCUGUUGUGGAAUGUUCUAAUGCGUUUUGGCUUCCUGGAUUUUUGUGGAAUUAAAGUGCUGCUGCUGCUAAGGCUGAAA